Molecule: messenger RNA, 1332 nt
Organism: Ectocarpus siliculosus
Lineage: Eukaryota; Phaeophyceae; Ectocarpales; Ectocarpaceae
Source: the annotation of a GenBank genome assembly
AUGCGGAUGCCCGGUUGUGCCGCUGGUAGCUGGGCUGACUUCGUAAUCUUCGUGUUCGGAUGCGGCGGGAGCAGGAAGGAGGUGGCCGCAGUGCACGGCCGGUCGGCGGCGGAGCGGCCAGCAGCAACAGGCGAUGCCUUUGACCCGGCGAAGCCACCGCUCCUGCUGCAGCAGGGAGAUCUCAGCCGUGGGGUGUUUUUUUUCGCGGCGGGCAGCGGCGGCGGCAGCGGCGGUAGUGUUACUACGACUCCCUCAAGGGAUUCCGAUGACGCUUGUUCGGGCAGGGGUAGCGCGGCGGGCGGCUUUGGCGCCAGCAGCAACGAGACUUCUUCGCGCCAACAUAGCAGCAGCAGCACAGCGGUGGUAGCGUUGGGGAAGAUUGAACCGAUUUUCUGCACGACGAACGAGGCGGCGGUGGGCAUAGCACGAAACAACAGCCAUCACAAAAUAGUAGACGGCGGGAAGAAGAGCAUUCCUAAGGAGGCGGAAGGGCCUCGUACACGAGAAGGGGGGGCGCUGGCUCUGGAGGGGGAAACAGGAGGGGAUAAGAGCAUCAGCUCUGGACAACAACAGCCGAAGGAGGGGCAGCAUCAACAGCUGCGGCAGCGGCGGGCGAAGCCGUCCUACAGACGAAGCAGCUCAGCGGUUCCGCGCACGGCUGCGGCGUUCGGGAAGGCUGCCAUCGCACCGCGUCGUCACUCAGUCGAUUCCGCCGAAAGUCCAGCAUUGCAGGCAACGUCGUCGUCGGUGACCCCUCUGGAGCAGAACAAGCAGCUGGUCCGACACCUCAGCAACAGCAGGAGCUUCGGCAGCCUCGGCAGCUUCAACACCGCGGGCGAGGGCGAUUACUCCGUCAGGAACAGCGCCUUCACGAGGACGCCCGGCCUCAGGCGGAAAAGGGUGGAAAGGGUGGUGAUUCUCGCCGCCGACAUGGCGGAGCAAAUGCAGGAGGACGCAAAGGAGAGCACCGCUCGCGCGAUGGAAGAGUCUGGGGACCACGAGGACAUCGCCGCGUACAUCAAGAAGGACUUCGAUGAGCGGCACGGUGGGUGUCCUCGUUUUACCGUACAUGCCGUAGUCGUGAGACCAUUGACGUCUAACCUACUUUUUGUAAGGUAGGCAUUUUUUUUUUUUUUUGUUCUUCACUUCAAAUCAGCGCUCACAGCACUAGUUCCGUUUAUUCCAACCCGUGGUCACACAGAAGAGCCUCUCUCUACCCUCCCCUCCUGCGGUACUUCGUCUUCAAUUUUUAAUGCGAGAAGAGUUCAGCACUCUCUUCCCUCUGUGUACACACGAACUAGCGCUAUCCACUUGGCCAGGAGCGUUCGUCCG